AUGGGUGGUUGUAUGUCUACGCCUUCAGAGGAUCCUGUGGCUGAUAAGAGGAGUAAGGAGAUUGACAGACAGCUGAGAGAGGAUGAGAAGAAGUUAGCGAAAGAAGUCAAGUUGUUGUUAUUGGGUGCGGGUGCUUCUGGGAAAUCGACCAUCUUGAAACAAAUGAGGUUGAUACAUAAUAAACCAUUCGAACCUAUUGAGAUUGAAGAUUAUCGUAAACUCACAUUUUCGAAUAUAGUCGGUGGUAUGCGAACAAUCAUAGAUGUAAUGGACGAAUUGAACCUUGCCGUCUUAUCCGAAAAUCGUCGAUAUAUCUCUUUAGUAGACUCCGAACCACCUAUCAACACUGGUGAAACGUAUCCUAUAAAAUACCUAAACGCUUUGAAAUCCUUAUGGGCAGACCCAAAUGUUCAAGAAUGUUACAAGAGAGGAAAUGAAUUUGCUCUGGCGGAGAAUAUGCCGUAUUUCUAUGCGGAUCUAGAUAGGUUGUUUGAAAGUGGUUAUAAACCUAGUUCAGAUGAUAUUUUGAGAGUUAGAAGUAAAACUACUGGUAUCACUGAGACGAGAUUCCCACUGAACGAUGUGGUUUUUAGACUAUUCGACGUAGGUGGUCAACGGUCCGAGCGACGAAAAUGGGCGUCAUGCUUUGAAAACGUCACUGCCAUCUUGUUCUUGGUCUCCCUCUCGGAUUACAAUUCGUGUUUAAUAGAAGAUCGAGAAUCAAAUGGUAUGCAAGAAGCUUUAUUAUUAUUUGAUUCGAUUUGUAACUCCCAGUGGUUCGUCAAAACGUCGAUUAUUCUAUUCUUGAAUAAAGCGGAUAUCCUCAUGGACAAGAUCAAGGAUCCUCAACAACAGAUCAAGAAGCAUUUCCCAGAAUUUGAAGGCAAACCUGGAUCUUUCAAUGAUGCUGUCGAAUUCUUCAAAAUGAAAUUCCGAACACUCAACCGAACACCUUCCAAAGAGAUUUACUGUCAUGUAACGACUGCGGUUGACGUACAGAAUGUCAAGAUCGUCAUGGCUGCUUGUCAAGAUACGAUCUUGAAGAAUGCUUUGAGGGAUAUGGCUAUAAUAUAG
Molecule: messenger RNA, 1074 nt
Organism: Kwoniella botswanensis
Lineage: Eukaryota; Fungi; Basidiomycota; Tremellomycetes; Tremellales; Cryptococcaceae
Exons: 11
Coding region: 1-1074 (357 amino acids)
Biological process (GO): G protein-coupled receptor signaling pathway; Rho protein signal transduction
Cellular component (GO): heterotrimeric G-protein complex
Molecular function (GO): guanyl nucleotide binding; G-protein beta/gamma-subunit complex binding; G protein-coupled receptor binding
Source: RefSeq, a predicted model, not a curated record